ACAUGUAGGGGAAAUCACUCUGGAAAUAAUAGAUUUUAGACCUACACCAUACCACGUUCUUUGGCUACACUUACAGCUUAGUCAUAACUGUGUAUAACAUCUUUUUUAGUCCAAGUCGCAUAUGCUCUUGGUUCUAAGAAAUCACAAUGGAGUAUCUAGACAGCAGUGGCGCUAUCCGAGAACAACAUUAUUCUCUAAUAUCCUGUUGUCGAUGUGGCCUGCAAAUAGAACCUAACCCUACAAACAUGUGCGUUGACUGUCUUCGCUCAGAUGUUGACAUCACAGAGGAUAUACCAAAAACAUCGGCUCUUUCAUUCUGUCGGGGCUGUGAAAGAUAUUUACAACCCCCUAAUCAGUGGAUAAAAGCUGGCUUAGAAUCUAGAGAGUUGUUAUCUAUUUGCUUGAAGAAACUUAAGGGCCUUAGCAAGGUUAAAUUGGUUGAUGCAGGUUUUGUAUGGACAGAGCCCCACUCAAUGAGAGUGAAAGUAAAGCUUACUGUACAGAAAGAGGUGAUGAAUGGAGCUCUUCUACAGCAAGUGUUUGUGGUGGAGUAUGUGAUCCAGUCUCACAUGUGUGAUGACUGUCACAGGGUCGAGGCCAAAGAUUUUUGGCGUGCUGUGGUCCAAGUCAGACAAAAGUGUGACCACAAGAAGACAUUUUUCUACCUGGAGCAGCUUAUCUUGAAACAUAAAGCCCAUCGCAGUUCAGUGAACAUUAAACCUAUGGCAGAUGGCCUGGAUUUUUUCUUCAGUAAACAAGAUGAUGCUAGAAAGUUGGUUGACUUUCUUCAGACUUAUGUGCCUAGCAGGUCUGUGACAGGUAAAGAGCUAGUGUCACAUGACAUUAGGAACAACAAGUACACUUACAAGCACACUUUUUCUGUGGAGAUUAUUCCCAUCUGCAAAGAUCACAUCAUCUGUUUACCACACAAGACAGCCCAGCAGAUGGGGAGCAUCAGUCCUCUGUGUAUUGUCUUGAGAGUCACCCAGACCAUCCAUGUGAUAGACCCUAACACACUACAGAUGGGUGAGCUGAGCUCUGCCAACUACUGGAGACAGCCCUUCCAGGCCCUGGUGUCACCCAAACAGUUGAUAGAGUACAUGGUCAUGGAGGUGGACAUUGUGUCUGACAGGGACAGGCCCUUCCGUCAUAGGAUGUCUACUAAGCAUGUUUUAGCAGAUGUCUAUGUGGCUAGGAUGAGCGACCUGGGGGUCAACGAACAACAGUUCCACUGCCGUACACACCUGGGUCACAUUCUGAAAGUUGGAGACACAGUUCUUGGAUUUGACUUCAGCAAUGCUAACUUAAACCAUCAGCAUUUUGAGCAGAUGAAAGCUGACAAGAUACCUGAUGUGAUGCUGAUCAAGAAAGUGUUUGACCACUCCAGGAGGUUGAGGCGUAGAAAGUGGAAGCUGCACAGGUUUGAUGGUGCUGAUGCUCUUGAGACAGAGAGUACAACUAAAGACUACAAUGAUUUCUUGGAUGAUUUGGAAGAAGACCAGGGACUUCGUGAGAAUGUCAAUAUUUUCAGAGAUCCCACCAAGAUCUCUGUUGAAGAAGACACGGAUGAUGAAGGGGCUCCACAGAUAAGCCUGCAGGAGAUGCUGGAGGAUCUACACAUCUCUGAAGAUGCCACAGGAGGAGAGGGGGCCCCAAUGAUGGAGUAGGCGUUGGUACUAAGGGGAGGGGGGCCCAUUGA
Messenger RNA from Physella acuta, 1699 nucleotides. Its product is annotated as 60S ribosomal export protein NMD3. Gene Ontology annotation, molecular function: ribosomal large subunit binding. Gene Ontology annotation, biological process: ribosomal large subunit export from nucleus. Gene Ontology annotation, cellular component: cytoplasm; nucleus. Lineage: Eukaryota; Metazoa; Mollusca; Gastropoda; Physidae. The record is from RefSeq and is a predicted model, not a curated record.